Messenger RNA from Onthophagus taurus, 675 nucleotides. RefSeq names its product tetra-peptide repeat homeobox protein 1-like. NCBI's taxonomy places the organism in Eukaryota, Metazoa, Arthropoda, Insecta, Coleoptera, Scarabaeidae. The record is from RefSeq and is a predicted model, not a curated record.
AACUUUAGUUCACAACGAACAGUCUCACAGCAGAAACAUACAAACAUCCAAGAUGAAAACUUUGAUCGUUCUUUUCGCAAUUACUGUAUGCGUUGCUAAUGGAUACCCUGGACUUCCAUUAGGAGGCGUACUUCUUGGACCUGGAAACCCUGGAGCUAUCCUUCAAGGACCUGCAGCAAAGGGAUCAGUAAUCGGCCCAGAUGGAUCAAUCGUUUCUGGAGCUGCGCAAGCUGGUGCCAUAGCAGCCGGAGCUAUUCCCGGAGGAGUCGUCAGCGGUGCAGUUUCGCCGGGACUUGUCGGAAUCCCAGCCCCAAUUGCAAUUCAAGCCCCAAUCGCAAUCCCUUCACCAAUUAUACCCCCAGUUCCCAUUGGUCUUGGUAUUGGACUUAACAACGGAUUAAGCGGAGCUGUUUUAGCCGGACCAUCCGGAACUGUCGUUUCUAAUGGAUUAGGUGCUGUUAGUGUUGGUGCCGUUGGCCCAAUUGGACCCGUAGGUCUUGGUCUUGGCGAUGAUUGUGAUGAUGGAGAUGAUGGAUCUUAUAGACCAAGCGGAAAGUGGUGAAUGCAGAGAGGAUUUUUUGUACAAUUGAAGACUUAGGCUAUGACAUCGCAUAUAACAUUGUGACAGUGUACCAAAAUGUAUUUAUUCAUAUUAAAAUCAUAUUAUAAAAGUUA